Messenger RNA from Gryllus bimaculatus (two-spotted cricket), 1368 nucleotides. The record is from the annotation of a GenBank genome assembly. Lineage: Eukaryota; Metazoa; Arthropoda; Insecta; Orthoptera; Gryllidae.
AUGCGGAAAAUUGAAUACAUUUCUUGGACGAAAAGAGACGAAAAAAAGCACGCAACAUCCACCCAAGUCGUACCGGCGUCGACCUUGCCUUGUAACAUAACUCCACGCCCCGAGCGCCGCCCCUCCGGGGUCACUGCUCGCGCGGCGUGCCCCGCGCCGCCACGCCCCUCCGUCGCUCUGUAUUUGGCGUCGGCGCCAAUUCGCCAGUCACUCGCCGGCCGAGCGUUUUUCUCGCGGUGGCCGGGGCGCGCGCCCGGGAUUCGCAACCGCCGCCACUCGCGCCUCGUCCAUGAAAGGCGCUGCACCGGCGCGCGCGCCGCCUGGGACGCCGUGGAGGGGUGCCGUGGACGGGCGCGCUGCCAGGGAACGGGGCGGGGAAGAAGGAGCGGAGCUGCCGCGCGGACGUGGACAGGCCGACGCUGCGGCCUCUGCGUGCGCCUUUGGGGUCUCAAUUCUUACAACUCGUUUCUUUCAACUGCAGGUGCGAGGCAACUGCCGGUGGCCUGGGCCGCCGCCGCCAGCGUGACGGCCGACGUUACGUCACGGCGAUUCACUUUCUUGCGUUCCGCCUCGGCCGCUUUGUGGGCCAAUGUUGGCGCGGUCGGCGCCGCGCGGCGCUUCGCUGCGCCUCGCGUCGCGACGCUCCGCCUGGCGCGCCUUGCCGUCGCGACGCUCGCCGUCCCCUCCCCACCCCUCUCCCCUUCCCUCGUCCUCCGCCCCAGCUUCCUCGCCUCGCCGCUGCAUCUUUGUGCUGCGCUCAUCGCCAUGUACUCCGCUCGCAUUUAUUUAGCGAAAGGCCGAGGAAGUAGUCUCGGCUUUUUACGCCGCUUUUUGUGGACCUCCGCGCCUCGCGAGGAGUCACGCCCAUAUCCUCCCUCCCAGCUACAAUUCUCCGAAACGCCUGCCCGGCCCAGCCCAGCCCAGUCGCUUUUUAUGGCGCCGCGCUGCGCCGCGCCGCCGUCGCUCUGUGACGCAUCCCCGCCCGCAAGGCCUCCUGACAUGGGCCGGGCGGCCACACGCUCAUUGCACGCCUGUUCUAAGAACCCGCUCCCGGGGCACAGCAGUGAACUUCCUCUGCCCGCGCUGGCCGCCCCGGUCGCAUCAAAGGUCCCCGGAAUAGCCGCGCCGCGGGCGGGCACGCCUCCGGCGGCCGCAGCCGCCUCCUUCCCCGGAAGCAGCCCUUUGCGCCACGCGACGCCCGCAGAGCGCGCCUCGGCACGGCCGCGCACGCAGGGGGCGGCGGCGGGCGGCUCGUCUCCAACGAUCAAGAGAGGGCGAGAAUCUUUAGUAUCAACUGCUUACAUCGGCGCACGCCGCAGCGGCGACGCGCCGCUUACUCAGGCGCGGCAAAACGCCGUAAAAGGCUAG